This is a messenger RNA of Saccoglossus kowalevskii, 1205 nucleotides long. RefSeq lists its product as uncharacterized. NCBI's taxonomy places the organism in Eukaryota, Metazoa, Hemichordata, Enteropneusta, Harrimaniidae. The record is from RefSeq and is a predicted model, not a curated record.
CAAUCCAUUCAUAUGCAAAUGUAGUCAUAGCAAUAGCAAUAAAGCUAGUGCGGCCAUCUUUAACAGCUACGAACUGGUUCACUCUUAUUUACUUAAAGUGUCGUGUUAAUCUACGUUGUGUACCACCAUACAUCGUGUAUCGCUCACAGUUGUUGUUGUUUCUGCCAUUGUUAGUCUGCAAGGUAAAAGAUCACAGGUUACGUAGAAGGGCUCUCUGCAAAAGCUGAGUGUGGAGUAAUUGGUUUCAGACGAGCGUACGGUACAAACUUUAGGCUCCGAUCGAAAUGGACGAAUCUGCGAGACAACGUCAGCGGGGACAAAUCAUGCUGAUUGCUGGUAUCGUCAUGGUGGUUGUGUCCAUUAUCUUAGAGGUUGUCUUAUGGUGGUAUUUUUACAUCGGUGGAAUUUUAUUUAUCGCCGGGGUUAUUCUGAUAAUAAUAGGAUCAGUGUUUUUGUGCAACGCCAAUAAUUCCCGCAGACAAGUCACCGUGAUCCAGACAGCGCAGCCAGCGGCGCCGAGUACGGUGGUUGUAUCCAACAACAUGAUGCAAAAUAUGUCGUAUAUGCCGCCACCCCCGGCGUACGGUGGACCGCCUCAACACGGCCACUACGCUACAAAUCCCCCUCCUCCGGCUUAUGGUAUGCAAUCUCAACCAGCCUAUGCAUCGACCUAUCCAGGUCAGCAACAACCACCGAAGUACUGAUGAGCAAUUUACAUACUAUUACAUGUCAAUGCAGCAUAUAAAAAUGAAAUCAUGUGUUAGUUCAAUUACACUACACGUUUUUUUUUAAAUUUCAAUACAGUUGUUGUAGAUUUGUUAUCUUGAAAUAUUAACAUUAUAUUUUUUUAAACGUGUUUGAUGUCAGCGAUAUAUCAUUGUGAUUGAUCUCUUUUAAACAGAUUAGGAACUGUGCAGAUUUCCCAAAUGUUUAAUCUAUUAGUAUGGUACAUUUUUCAUUAAGUUUGAGGAUAGCUGUUCACAGUGAAGCGGGAUCGAGUUACUUUCGUUGGGUGAUGUCGUUAUUAAAGAGGCAUGGCUGGUACAUAGUUGUUAUGUUUUUUUUUUAUUUAUAUCACCGAAUUUUAAUAUGCAUUUAUUUUUAAAUUUUAUUAUUACAUAUAUACAUAUAUAGUGGAUUCAAUAUAUUUACUGUGUCGUGAUAAAUACAAUAAAAAACGUUACUUAAUUAUUUAGGUAGCAAGA